ACUGAGGGCCACAGAAGGGAAGUUAAAUAAAUGGAAGAGAGCAGUACCUUCUUAGAUAGAAAAACUCUUCAACUACUUACCUAAAUUAAUUUAUUGCCCUUUAAUUUUUUACAACAAGCAUGCACCAGUUUGUAAAGAGGUAUAACAAUAAAACUUUCCUUAAGGGAAAGAUAAUGAGUAAAUCUUUUUAUUUUCAUGGAAUGGAGAAAACCUUUCUAAGCAUCAGAUGAAAGCUAGAAACCAACCAUAAGGGAAAAUAUUGAUAAAUUGGCUUUUCAAAAUAGAAUCUUUAUGCUUUUGUUUUAAAUAACUCCAAGUAAAAGAUAAAGCACAAAAAGUGGAAAUACCUUUGUAAAAUUUGUGAUAUUAACAUGUAGUAUGUAAUAUACAAAGAGAUCUUACAGUUAAGAGAAAUUCUAAAACCCAGCAAACAAUAGCAAGCAGCUUUUUAAAAAGAUAAAAAAGUGACUAAUGAAGAUGUUCAGUCUCAGGAGUACUCUAAGGAGUAAAAAUUAAAAGCAUACAGUCACACAUAGUAAGCCCUCAAAUCUCUGUCCCACAUCAAGAUGAACACAGACUCUCAUAGACACACAGUAUACCCCACAGCACCCCCUUUCCCCACACCUGCUCCUGCACUCUCUGUAGCUCGGAAGACCAGUGUUGGCUGGGAGAACUGUCUUGUGUACCUCAGAGGAACCACUCCUGGCAGAAAGCUAAUGACAUGGUGUAGCACCUCAGCAGAAUGUCCAGGACCACUGUAUAAGUGACCUCUCCCCGCCCCCAACUCCAGCUUCUGGAAGCUGCACAUGGGUGGAGGCAGACCCUGGCAGCCCCCGAACACAGGAGAGCAUAGUCCUUCACCCAACCAUCUUGGCCUACUCCUUUGGGCAGUUGUAGACCACACAAACCCAGAAGUGCCUCAAGCCAUGAAUCCAUGUUCUUUAUUUACUUACAGAAACACUGAAACAGAGACAGAUGGCACUGCCCCUGGUCACACAGCAAUCAGUGGCUGAUGUGUCCCAUUACCCAGGCCAGAGAAGAGGGUAGAAGGCCGUGGCUCAUCCCACCCCUCCUAGGUCAUGAAUAUUCUCCAGCUGGUCUCUGGAUGUGACAGGAGAGAUGGGGACAGGAAGUCCUGCAGUCCUGGCUCCAGGUGGAGUCUUAGCACCAUCUCUGCUGUGGCAGGACCAAGGCAGGGACUCUAGGAGGGCUGAGAAUCACUGAGGACAAAACCUAUCUUCUGGAUCUGCCCCCAAAUCCUGUGUGAACUUGGGCUCUGGGUCUUAAGGCUAUUGAUCUGCAGGGUUGGCACUGGACAUAGGGCGUAAGGCCCAUCUCACCCAGACGGCUCCUGAGAGUUUUCUCCCUCUCUGUAGCUUUGUUACUAUCCAUGGUAGGUCAUCUGCUCAGAUCCCAAGGAUACGAGGGUGAAUAAAGCAGGUAACUGCAAAGUCUCGUGAAGUCAUGUGGACCCUAUGGCCCAGAAGUCCUGACACCUUGUAGCCUCCAUGUUCACUACUCCAGUGAAGAGCUGCCUGGGUCCAGUGGGGGCCUUCCAGAGACUAAGAAGAGCCAUGGCACUGGAGACCUCGAAAAAGCACUUCUUUCUCAUCAGGAGCCAUGAGCCUGGAAGGGUCAGGAUUAAAUCAAGUGUCUCUCAGUCCAGGUAAACAUGUUCCAUCUCUGCAGCACAGGGCACCCUUCUGCCCAGGCCUGUCACACUGGAAGGGACCUCAGAAAAUACCUGAUCCUGCCCUGCCCAGAUCAGGAGGGAAAACAGGCUCAGAGGAAACAUGGCUGAUGCAGGGCAUUCAGCAGGUCUGGGAAGCCUGGCGAGCAGAGGCCCAAUCAGGGAGGGAGGGUGUGUGCAAUGGGUGGAGGCAGGGCUUCUGUGACAUCUGGUCAGGGUGGGGGUGGGGUGGGGUGGGGGGGCGGAAAGAGACAGCACAGCUCCCCCUGGGUGGUAGCCCUGUCCUUGUGGUGGGGCUGGGGGUUCUGAGAAGAGGCUCGUAAGAUGUUCCUCUGACCUCUCCGCCUCUGACAUCCCCGUUCCUCACAGACCAUAGCCCCGCUCUGCUGUUCUUUCUCCUGACAAGGAACUGAGGACACCCCUUCCCUUAGACAGUCCACUCAGUUCAACUGAACAUUUGUGGGCCCAUCCACAGGCCAGGGUUUCCGAAGUGCCCGGGGACUCCGAGAGGAGCGAACUUUGGUCUUCUCCUCCGCGACCUCCCUGCAGCCCCUUCCGCCUUCUCUCGGGCCCCAUUCGCACCACAGACCACGUGGUCUCAGCAAAUCCCACACCUCACAGGGUUCCUGGGGCUUCCGCCCAGGGUCUGAGCCCGCUCUGCUGGGGCCCGGCGUUCUCCGCCUGCUCCUGGGCUUCCCGGGCCUGAGUCCCACUCCGGCUCUGGUUUCCCACCCUCCCCUCCCUGCUCCUCAGCCCCUGCCCUGCGCAGGUCGGUGCUCAAGUGUUUCCAGUGCCCCUGAAGCGUGCCCCACCCCCCCUCCCGGCCACUGAAAUCCCACCCACACUCAGCCGAAGCCCAGCCUCCAGGAAGCCCUCCCAGCGGCGCGGCCGAACGCACCUUCUCGCCCCUCUCCUCGGCUCGCCAAGGUAAGGGGUCCUCCUGCCCAGGGUUUGACGCAUCUGCCGGCCGUGCUGGCCGGGCCUCCGGGGCCCACCUGCUGCAGGUGGGGGCCUGAGGCUCUGGGUCCCAUCCGUCCUGGGCCAUAGACGUGCGGCGCUGGCAGCCGGUGGCCGCCUCCAGUGGUUGCCUCCCGUCCUGUCGCCCUUGGGCGCGCGCCUUGUCGCCCUGGGACUCUGUUUUGGCCUCGAAGUGAGAGAGAGCGGAGAGGACGGGCCUGCGCGUCCAGGGCUUGGAGGCCGGCGCUGUGGGCACGAGGAGCCAGCCAUUAAGACGCACAGACCGCCAGCUUGGCCCCUGCUGCCCCCGGCGGCCGGUCCGCUCACUGCAGGGCGGGAAGAAACGAACUAGGAGCGCGAGGUUGCCCGGGUUCCCUUGUUGCGGGCCGGCUCUCCCUGCUCUGGUCCUGAGGAGUCUUCCGGGCGGAGCCCCGGGGCAGCCGGUCUGAGCCCUUGACGGGGAUCUGGACAAAUUGGGGACCCAGGGUCUGCGUGACAAACUAAUUCAUUCCUCAAACCCUGGAACCAGGUGGCUCAGGCACUUCAUUGACUGAAAACCAUGAGUGAAGAGAAGGAAGAGGGCUCGUUUGGUGUGCUCCCAAUUUAUGAUGAGCCUGAAAAGAGGAGGGACGUGCCAGAGAGCCCUGAUGCUUCCUCCCAACCGGAGCACCGUGCGCGGUCUCAGCUGGGCGAGGUGUGCAGUCCCCCGGAGCAGCCCCUGGGCUCCCCGAGCCAGCACGGCCCAGCUUAUCAAGAGAUGACCUGUGCGAGUCCCCAGCAGUGGGCCCCCCAGGCCCUAGAUGGAUCCGAGCUGCCAGCCACUCGGCUCUCCAAGGCAGAAUCCGAAGAUGCAGCGUGUGGUUUCAACCCCCCACCAGGAGCGGAGUUUGGUCAGCCUUGUCCUUCGCCUGGUCCCAGUGAAGAAGUCUUGUCAUUCCUCAGAGCAAUUCCUCCCGUUCCAGAUGACGUGGUGGUUAGGCAGAGGGCCCCACAUAAGUCCUGGAAGGUCGGCCGACUCCGCCACGGGAAGAAAGUCUAUGCAGUGGCCGUCAGUGGCUCCACUCACCACGUGUACACGUGUGGCCACGGCUACAUCAGAGUGUGGGAUGAGAGUGCCCUGCAUGCCUGGGACCGGGCGCCCCAGGCCCAGCUCAACUUCCAGGACCGUGACAGCUGUGUCUUCACCUGCAAGCUGUUCCCCGAUGAGCGGAGCCUGAUCACGGGGGGUCUGUCCCAGACCCUGACGCUUUGGGACUUGGCACCCACCCCCCGCGUCAGGGCACAGCUGGCCUCCACGGGCCCCGUGUGCUAUUCCCUGGCGCUCUCCUCCAACGCCCAGAUCUGUGUGGCUUGUUUCAAAGGAUUUGUUGAAAUUUGGGAUUUGCAGAACCAAAUCUUGAUCAGGAAGCAUGAAGUCCCCAUAUACGGAUCCCAGUGUGUGGACAUCACGGGCAAUAAGUUCUGGACGGGAGGUGAAGACACCAAACUAUACUCCUGGGACCUGAGGAGCUACCAGAGGCUGCAGCAACAUGAUUUACGGCAUGAGAUCCUCAGCAUCACCCAUGACCCGAGUGAGGAGUGGUUGUUAGUAGGCUUGAGAAUGAGUGACAUCGUAAUCGUGCACACACACCGGAAGGAAAAGUUUAAGGCUGUCCUACAGAAAUACAUCUACCAUCACAAUCUCAAGUUUGCCUCCUGUGGGAGCUAUUUUGUGGCCACAAUGAAUGAGACGAUCCGCUGCAUAGCUGCACCUUCUCUGCAUAGAUUGUUUCAGGUAGAGGAGUCCGCACACAUCCUGUGUUGUGACAUAUCUUCUGACAAUCGGUAUCUAGUCACGGGCUCCAAGAAUAGUGCCACGGUUUACCAGCUCUUGUAUUGAAGUUCCCACUGGUGAAGACCCAAAGAAGACCAGUGUGCUGGGAGGGUGAUCUUGGGGUGCUGGGCCACUCUGACACCUGCUACUCCCCCUGCUUCUCCUCAUGGGUUGGUUAUCUGUCCAUUCCCCUCUUGCCCAGCACAUGCCUAGCCUGCUCUCCAGGUUUUUAUUAUACAACUUAGGGAUUUUUCCUUUGUUAUUUUUCUACCACUGGUUUCUGGAUUUUGUAAUUAAUAAAAGAGAA
Messenger RNA from Dama dama (fallow deer), 4767 nucleotides. RefSeq names its product TLE family member 7 (gene TLE7). The transcript is spliced from 10 exons. Gene Ontology annotation, molecular function: protein binding; transcription corepressor activity. The coding region runs from base 3207 to 4526 and encodes 439 amino acids. Gene Ontology annotation, cellular component: transcription regulator complex; nucleus. Lineage: Eukaryota; Metazoa; Chordata; Mammalia; Artiodactyla; Cervidae. Gene Ontology annotation, biological process: negative regulation of canonical Wnt signaling pathway; regulation of DNA-templated transcription. The record is from RefSeq and is a predicted model, not a curated record.